This is a messenger RNA of Mercenaria mercenaria, 5299 nucleotides long. Its product is annotated as mitogen-activated protein kinase kinase kinase kinase 3-like. Gene Ontology annotation, molecular function: MAP kinase kinase kinase kinase activity; ATP binding. The transcript is spliced from 30 exons. Gene Ontology annotation, biological process: protein phosphorylation. Bases 117 to 2735 code for a protein of 872 amino acids. NCBI's taxonomy places the organism in Eukaryota, Metazoa, Mollusca, Bivalvia, Venerida, Veneridae. The record is from RefSeq and is a predicted model, not a curated record.
UACCAUUUACGCAUGACGGAAGUGGAAUCAAUAGACGAUAACAAAAUUUAGGGUCACUAAGAAAAUGUGAUAAAAAUACCUUUAUUUAAGGCCCAUUAACUACUAAAGGGUUCAAAAUGAUGUCCGACGAAAUAUUACGAAGGAAUCCACAAGAUGAUUUUGAUUUAAUUCAGCGUGUAGGCAGUGGAACGUACGGAGAUGUGUACAAGGCAAGGGAGAGAAACUCUGGUGAACUAGCAGCCAUUAAGAUAAUCAAACUUGAGCCGGGAGAUGACUUCGCCAUCAUACAGCAGGAGAUCAUAAUGAUGAAAGACUGUAAACAUUCUAACAUCGUAGCUUACUUUGGAAGUUAUUUGCGGCGAGAUAAGCUAUGGAUCUGUAUGGAGUAUUGUGGAGGUGGUUCAAUGCAGGACAUUUAUCAUAUCACUGGUCCUCUAGCGGAACCACAGAUUGCCUUCAUAUGUCGAGAAACACUGAAAGGUCUGCAUUAUCUACACAGUCGAGGGAAAAUGCACAGGGAUAUUAAGGGUGCCAAUAUUUUGCUGACGGAUGAAGGAGAUGUCAAACUAGCUGAUUUUGGCGUGUCUGCUCAGAUUACUGUUACAAUGUGCAAGAGAAAGUCUUUCAUUGGGACACCUUACUGGAUGGCCCCAGAAGUAGCUGCAGUGGAGAGGAAAGGCGGGUACAAUCAACAAUGUGAUAUAUGGGCUGUCGGGAUCACAUCUAUAGAGUUUGCAGAACUGCAACCACCUAUGUUUGACCUUCAUCCUAUGAGAGCAUUAUUUUUGAUGUCAAAAAGUGGUUUUAAACCUCCACAACUAAAAGACAAAAACAAAUGGUCUCCAGUAUUUCAGCAUUUUGUCAAAGUUGCACUCACGAAAAAUCCCAAGAAGCGACCUGCAGCGGAAAAAUUGUUAGAGCACCAGUUUUUUCAAGGGGAUUUAUCUAGACGGCUCACGCGAGAAAUUCUUGAUAGAGUACGUAAUCCACAACCAGUCUAUGAACCACAGGCUGAUGACGAUGAUGAGUUCCUGUCAAAUGUUCCACAAAGGAUAUCUUCAUCAAAAUCUUCAAGUAGAUAUAGCCAGGCUAGAAAUAGUAUAGAACUUAAAGUUAAUAUACCCAGCAACUUAAGUCCAGAGGAACAGUUCAACACAGCCAGAGCUUGGCCAGAGGAUGAAAUUUCUCAAAAGGGCUUGUUAGAGUCAGUAAAUGAAGAGCUUAUACAAAGAGGUCAUCGCGAUAGUCUUAUUUUGGACGAUGACACAAAUAACUUUGAUCUCACCAAUAAGGAAACUCUGCCACUGAAUCCUCCACCAGUUCCACCAAAGCCAACUUCAGAUGAGACAUCUGAGAACACAUACCACAUGCCUGAUGACCUUGACGAAGGUGAUGUUGAUCAGGGGCCUGACCUUGACAAACUUCUUGAUCGUAUGUUAACCUUGACCCCUGACACACAUCCACCAACAGAAUUUUCUGGAGACAGACCGCCGGCUCUACCUCCCAAAAUGAGCCGGAGACAAAAUGGAGUGGUGCCACAUACUACAGAGGAAAAUAACGUAGCCGACAACGCAGUAUCUCCACCUGAAGUACCUCCGCGACGAGAGAAGAGAGAAACUUUGACCAAUGAUACACUAAGACCAGUGAGCAAUGGCUUACCUCCUACACCAAAAGUUCAUAUGGGUGCUUGUUUUUCAAAAGUGUUCAAUGGCUGUCCACUGAAAAUCAAGUGUACAGCCAGCUGGAUCAAUCCAGAAACCAGAGAUGAACACAUUUUAAUUGGUGCCAGUGAAGGGCUUUAUACCCUGAAUUUAAAUGAAAUCCAUGAAGCUUCAUUAGAAUUGCUUCAUGCAAGACAGUGUUCAUGGCUAUAUGUCGUCAAUAACGUUCUAAUGUCCGUAUCAGGGAAGAAUCCACACCUGUAUAGACAUGAUUUGUUAAUGUUACACAGUAAACAGACAAACAGAUUCUCUCUUCCCAUGAAAACUAAAAUACCUGAAAAACUUGUACCAAGGAAAUACACGGCAACAUCGAAGGUACCUGACACUAAAGGAUGUAUGCGAUGUUGUGUUGGCAGAAAUCCAUAUAAUGGCUAUAAAUAUCUGUGUGGGGCACUGCCAACGGGGAUCAUUCUCAUGCAGUGGUACGACCCACUUAACAAAUUUAUGCAGCUCAAGAUAUACGAGUGUGAUACUUUGCCAACCUCGCCACCAGUGUUUGAAAUGUUUAUAUCACCAGAAUUAGAAUAUCCCUUGAUAUGUUUAGGAGUUAGAGUAGGGACAGACAAGAACCCCCUUAGUUUUGAUGUUAUAAAUCUGAACUCAGCGUCUAACUGGUUCCUAGACCUAGAACAGAACCAAGGAGAGAAGCUGCCUGUAGUAAAUGUUACACAGUUAGAAAAAGAUACAGUUCUCAUAUGUUUUGAUAAGUUUGUGAAAGCAGUGAGCAUGUCAGGUAAAUUGAAGUCAAGUCGACGACAAGCAUCAGAACUGCAUUUUGAUUUCAGUGUAGAAUCUUUAGUUUGUUUGCAAGACAGUGUUUUGGCAUUCCACAAACAUGGUAUGCAGGGAAGAAGUUUUAAAGCAAAUGAGGUGACUCAGGAGAUCUGUGACAAGACCAGAAUAUUCCGCUUACUUGGUUCAGAUAGGGUGAUAUGCUUAGAAAGCCGACCAACAGACCAGCCAGAUGCGGCAUCAAACCUCUAUGUGUUAGCUGGACACGAAAACACAUACUGACAGCUUACACUGAAUAGACUGUAGACUUUUGAUACACUAAAUAUAUAUAUAUAUAUAUAUCAGUGUAAAAACAAAGGAACAGGAAAAUAUAACCAUCUUACCAUCAUUGCAUAGAAACAUGUAUGAGUCAUUGCUCUCCAUGGAUGAUUGCUGACAUCACUUCCUGUGUGAUGUCAUUUCUGCACUUUUUGAUGAUGUCAUCAUUGAACAGUAUUACAUCAUUUCCUGUCACGUUUGAAGAAUGUUUUGUGCAAUAUUAUGUGUCGAGUUGGUAAUGGAGAGGGAAGAAUCAGACAUGUAUUAUAUGUCUGUGUAUUUGGAACAGACUAUGUAUAAGGAAGAGGAAAGGUGACCAACUCUUUAUGCAUUUUAAUAGUGAUUAUAGUGAAAAAGUUAAGGUACCAGGCUUGGAAAAUGUGAUCCUUUCAAUGAUUUGGACCAAAAUGUGAACACCAGCAGACAGCUAUGCUUUUGUAUGAAAAUUUCAAACUAUUGUUUGUGUCAUUGCUUGAAAGUUUAAACUUUUUUUCGAUAUGUCAGUUUAGAGCAUAUAUCUGCUAUCUAUACAUCUUGCCUUUUUUUAUAAGAUUGUUGUCAAAUACUUUUUUCGAUGUAAAAAUGUGUGUUAUUAAGAUGAUAAAACUAAUGUUUUGAAAUAAAGAAAAAACGGUUGAAAAUCUUGAAAUUUAUCAAUCUUUGGUCAGUAUCUUAUGUCAGGCUAGUACAAUGUAUUAGGCUGUAAAUGCAACACUUUUUGGCCCGACUUGUUUUACAUGCACCAAAAUGGCUAAACCAAUAUAGCUGUAAAAAUAUUUCCACCAGACUUAUUUUGCUCAAUAUAUUUCAAGAGAGGUACUUCCUCUUUCAGCUCAGCCAGUAAACAUGACAUGUUGCAGAGUGGCAUACUGUAAAAUCAGUUAAUUUCACCGGCAUGAAAUUUCGGGCCAUUUCGUGGGAAUAUGAUGUGAAUUCAUGAUAUGAAUAUUUAUUAUAUAAAUUUGCAGAUUUCAACUUUUGACGUAAUAUGAAUUGGUUAAGAUGUAAUUUCUUGGAUUAUUUCAUCCACGAAAAUUAGUCCCAUACAAAGAUUAAUGAUUUCACAAUAGCUGCACUGAGGCUCACAGAGGCAGUGUUGUAUCAGUGUUUUUUGGUGCAAAAAGGAAAAUGCUUAGUCCAUUUUUCAGUGAAAGCAUGCCCAGUGACCACUCUCAAAAGGGUUGCCGCGCUGUUUUAAAGUUUGGCGUGUUUUAUCAUUUAUGCAGAAUAAACAACUGUUUCUUUCUCAUAUUUAUGGAAACUAGAAUAAUGCUGUUUUACUGUAGGGUAUGUGUAUAAAGUAGUAAAUAUUUUCAGCUAUAUACUCAAGUUUUGCACAGUCCCCAUCUGUAAGCCAGUGCCAUGUCUAACCAUUUAGACUUCUCUUCUAAGAUAUUGACUUCUAAGGCAUUUUUUUAUAUCAAAAUUUAUAAAUGUUAAAGUUGUUGGGAGUAUUAUAGCUAAAGUUCAAUGUAGUACUGUUGAAUAGAAUAUUUAUUUCUAACGGUAUUUUAGCUUUAUAAUUGUUUCUGCCGUGUGUUAUAGUAAUUCUCUGUGAUAUCUCUAGCCUUAUACACUGUAGAUCAGAUAUUGUUGGUGAUGCUUUUAUUUUACCAUUUAACCCUUACCCUGCUAAAUUUCUAUAAUGAACUUGUCCAUCUUUCAGUUUGGACAGUACCAUAAACUGUAAAAAGGGGCGAAUAUACAAAAAGAUACUGACUGAAUGGCGAACUGUGCAGGUCAUGAUCAGACUGUACGGAUAUAUUGGCUGAUCAUGAUCUGCACUGGUCGCAAAGGCAGAAUCAAUUGUUCCAGCAUGAUAAGGGUUAAUAGUUUGGCCACAUAAUCAAUGUGUCGUUAAAGACAUCAUGUUGUUUGAUUUGUUUGUACUUAUUCCUUGCACAUAUAAGACAUUUUACCUCUAAACAUGAUUUUAAUAAAUUGAGGUUUUGACCCAAUUCAUAAUGGGAACAUCAAUAUUGCUGACUGUUUUAAUUGGUCAUAAAUUCUAGGGAAAAUAAAAUCAUCACAAACACUGCCUUUUCUACAGUAUUACACACACUUGAUGUAAUAUAAGAUGCUUUUUUAUGUUCUUUAACAUUUUAUCUUAGUCCAUACUAACUUUAGUCCUGAAUGGAUACUUGAUCUGUAUAAGUGGCUUUUUUAAAUACAAUAUUACUACUGCAGAAGAAUUUCAAACACGUCCUACGCCGACUACCGUGUUUAUAGCAUCCUAGGAUGGCUACAAUGUUAUAACGCCCUAGCCUGAUUACAAUGGGAUGAUGUCCUAGGCUUGAUUACAAUGUUAUAUGUCUGUUCUUUGUUGGAAAGCAGUUUCUAAUUUUAUGUAUUUCAUGCUUUCCAUGUCAUUAUAAUAUUUAAACAAGAAAUUUAUACUGGUGUUUUGAAUUCCAUGCCUGUCAAUUUGUCUUCUCUGUUCUUUUCUGAAUCCCCAAAUUUGUUAUUUUUGUUGUCAAAAGUAAGUGCUAAAAAUCCACUAAGUGUAAUCAUUAAAUGUUUCCAGAUUU